Dermatophagoides pteronyssinus (European house dust mite) is the source of this 1765-nucleotide messenger RNA. RefSeq lists its product as uncharacterized. NCBI's taxonomy places the organism in Eukaryota, Metazoa, Arthropoda, Arachnida, Sarcoptiformes, Pyroglyphidae. The record is from RefSeq and is a predicted model, not a curated record.
GAUUAUACAACACACACAUCACAUGCCACAAAAAAAAAGUAAAAGUGAUGACCAGUGGUUAAUUUUAGUGAUAUGAUUCAUCAUUGGUGAAUGAAAGCAUCAUCGAACGAGCAACAGCCACAUAUAAAAUCUGUUGUUCGAUCAUUCGUUCGAAGUUUUCUUUUCAAUCAACUGAUGAUGAUGAUGAUGGCCAAAAUCAUAUUCCUGGUGAUAAUCCUGAUGAUGAUUGACAUUGGUCAAUCACAAUCAUCAUCGAUUUUCAAUGAUUCAAUGAUAAUUAAUCGACGUAAUGAUGAUCAACAACGAAAUCUAGAUCAACAGAUAAUUAAAUCGAUACCAAAAUUAAAUCUAGCAUCAUUUGGUAUUGAAAUUGGUGGUAAAAAAGUGAAUGAUGAUAAUGAUCGUAUCAAAACAGCCAAAAUUGAUGAUUCCAAUGUUUAUAAAACAAAUGAACGAAAUCGAUAUGGUAAUAUUGAUGACGAUGAUAAUAUUCGUCGUCGUAAUCGUGAACGUUUAGAAAAUUUUCGUAAUUCAUUACGUGAAAUUGAAUGGGAAUAUUUAGAUCGUAGACAAACAUCGACACGUCGUCCAUUAUCAUCAUCAACAACCACGACGACGACCACCACCACUACCACAUAUCGACCAAGACCAACAUCUAAAUCACCAAAUGAAUAUCCGAUUCGCGAUUGUCGACAAGAAUGUGUACCACAACAUUAUCUUCAACAUUAUUAUAUAAAAAAUUGUCGAUCAAUUUUCAGUCGUGAUUGUAAUUGUGCUAAACGUUUCAAUUGUCCGGAUGAUGUAAUCAAUUCGAAUGGAAUUGAUCGAAAACAAUCAAAAACAGCACGAACAAUUCUUGAUGAUGAUGAUGAUGAUAAUUAUUGUAUUCUUGAUAAUCGUAAACGAUAUGAAAUUGGACAAUCAAUACCGAUACCGAAUCAACCUUGUAGUGUUUGUCGUUGUCGUCAAGAUUAUUCUAUUCGAAUCAAUAAUAAUAAUGAUAAUAAUAAUAAUAGUGAUGGACGAAUACGAAAUCAACGAUCAUCAAAAACACGAAUCGAUUGUUCACAAAUAAUCGAUUGUCCUGAAUUAGCAUUCGGUGUUCGACCAAGUCGUCCAAAUUGUUAUUUUGCCUAUUCACAUGAUCGUUGUUGUGGUGUUGAGAUCUGUCCUGAUCAAUUAAAAUGGGAUGAUUAUCGCCAUAGUAAAUGUCGUUAUCAAAAUCGUACAUAUCGUUAUGGUGAACAAAUUGAUUUGAUUGAAAAUCGUUGUAAACAUUGUGUUUGUAAUGAACAUUGGAAUGAAUAUGAUCCAGAAUCUUCAACAGAAUCAUGUGUUGAUCAAACAUGUCCAAUCGAUUAUUAUUAUCGUCAGAAUUGUUUACCAAUUUAUCAGCCAGAUCGUUGUUGUCCUGUUGAUUAUAUUUGUCCAUGGCAACAAAAUAUUACCACUUCAAUGAUUGUUGACAAAAAUAAUAAUGAUUAUUUGUAUCGAAAAUAUUUACUCAAUCCGGAUUAUAUGGCUAAUGAAAAACCAAAUGGAAAUUCUAAAUAUCAUUGUUGGUUGAAUGGACAACAAUAUCGUUUAGGAAGUCGUAUACACAUCAGGAAAAAUUUGACAGAAUUUCAGAUCAAAUGUGCAAUGUGUCAAUGUAAAAUUCCACCAUUAAUGACAUGCGUUAUUAAUGAUAGAUGUUUUAUUGACAACGAUAAUUGAAACGUUUUAUAUUUUUAUUUCUAAGAAACUAUUUAACACAUUAUGAUUA